CAUCGCGCUCAACCCCAUGGAUUAGCAUAUCCUUAACGCCACAGCUUCGAGCGCGCAGCCUUCUUUGUUAUUUCGCGAAUUCUGUUUUUCGUUUGCCGCUUUUCAUAUACAGAUGCGUUUAAUUACUUCUUGCCGUUGAGAAGUUGCGGCUGAAGCACCUGACUUUUUUUUCGCGAACUUCUGCUGCUGCUGGGCUGUCAGAAGAUGUUUCCGCCGGCAGCCAAGCGCUGUUUCACCAUCGAGUCCUUGGUGGCCAAGGAAAGUCCUCUGUCUGCAGAAGAUCCCAUCCGACCCACGGCGCUGAGUUACUCGAACCCCACCGACGCCUUUAUGAACGGCUACCAGGGGCCGGCGAGCAGGUCUUUGUACACGAACCCGGACUUGGUGUUUCCCGAGACGGUGAACCACCCGUCGUUGUCGGUGCACCCACACCAGCUCGGAGGGACUCACUUACAGCACCCACACUCCUUUUUCGGAACACAGCACCGCGACCCCCUCCAUUUUUACCCCUGGGUUUUACGGAACAGGUUCUUCGGACACAGAUUUCAAGGAAAUGACGUUUCCCAGGAGAGCCUGCUGCUGCACGGCCCCUUCGCCAGGAAGCCCAAGCGGAUCCGCACCGCGUUCUCCCCGUCGCAGCUGCUGCGGCUCGAAAGAGCCUUCGAGAAGAACCACUACGUCGUGGGCGCGGAGAGGAAACAGCUCGCGAGCAGCCUCAGCCUCUCGGAAACACAGGUGAAGGUUUGGUUCCAAAAUAGAAGGACAAAAUACAAGAGACAGAAGUUGGAGGAAGAGGGUCCUGAAUGCCAGCAGAAGAAGAAGGGCAACCAUCAUAUCAACAGGUGGAGGAUUGCCACAAAGCAGGCCAGCUCUGAGGACAUUGAUGUCACGUCUGAUGACUAGAGCACCUCCGUAACACCUGGAACACAAGAGACCAUUCCUGUUUGCAACCCUAUUUAUUAUGUAAUAUUAUUGGGUAUAAUUAUUGUAUAUAACAAGACUGCAAGAAAGACUGAAUAGCUGGUCGGUUUUCACAUUACAGAAAGUUGCUCAUGGGUUCACCUUGAACAAUGGAAUAAACGCAUCCGUUUAUUUAGUCGUGAUUAUGCCCUGUGUCUUGGUUCGUGCAUACAAUCUUCAAGUCAUCAUACCAACCUUAACAAACAAUAAUGCUUUUAAUGUGUGUUGGCAUUUGAAAUUAUUCUGACAUAGGGAAGGAUCAAAACUAAGACUUAUUCGAGUUCAGUGGCUGUUUUUUGGAUGGCUUGGUAGCAUGAAUGUGUACC
Messenger RNA from Scleropages formosus (Asian bonytongue), 1286 nucleotides. RefSeq names its product empty spiracles homeobox 1 (gene emx1). The record is from RefSeq and is a predicted model, not a curated record. Lineage: Eukaryota; Metazoa; Chordata; Actinopteri; Osteoglossiformes; Osteoglossidae. Gene Ontology annotation, cellular component: nucleus. Gene Ontology annotation, molecular function: DNA-binding transcription factor activity, RNA polymerase II-specific; RNA polymerase II cis-regulatory region sequence-specific DNA binding. Gene Ontology annotation, biological process: central nervous system development; neuron differentiation; brain development. The transcript has 3 exons. Bases 205 to 903 code for a protein of 232 amino acids.